Messenger RNA from Pseudoliparis swirei, 10230 nucleotides. RefSeq names its product inositol 1,4,5-trisphosphate receptor, type 2 (gene itpr2). Gene Ontology annotation, biological process: calcium ion transmembrane transport. The transcript is spliced from 58 exons. Gene Ontology annotation, cellular component: membrane; endoplasmic reticulum. NCBI's taxonomy places the organism in Eukaryota, Metazoa, Chordata, Actinopteri, Perciformes, Liparidae. The coding region runs from base 943 to 9039 and encodes 2698 amino acids. The record is from RefSeq and is a predicted model, not a curated record. Gene Ontology annotation, molecular function: inositol 1,4,5 trisphosphate binding; inositol 1,4,5-trisphosphate-gated calcium channel activity.
UUGGCACAUUCUUAUUAGGUUGUGCUGAAUUACAGUAUAUUUUGCUGAAACAUAUUUCAGUAAUCUUGUUAUUUUGCCAUUUUUGCAAAGAGAAGGCUGAUUUCGAGUACACGGAAUGAAACUAAAGUAAUUUCAACCAUACAAUACUGAAAUUACUUUAGUUUCAUACAUACAAAUAGAAAUGUGCAAGACCUCACAUCCUCUGCAAUGCACCUCGACAAUAUUCUUUUUGCAUGCCAGAUCUAUCCCUGGCAAUCUUCUGCAGAUAUAGAUAUAAUAUAUAUAUAUGCCAUUAAGGAAAUAACACAGCUUCUCGGUAUUGUAUGUCCCAAUUAGCAAUGUAUUAAUUAAUUACAUUUAAUUGUGAAAGACACAUUUAGUCUCAAAGCAAUGAAAAGGUAUCCACAGUUUAGUCCACGUUGACUUAUGCAUUUGAUAAAAGUAAAAUCACUAUUGGGAGAAACGUAUAUUCACAAGCCUUAUCGUGUAAUAUUCCAAAAGAAACAACAAGUAGGCCGAGGAAGUAUGUUGUGAAACAGCCUUUAUGAUCCUGUGUCAUCAAACCAAACCCAGCUGUUCCUUAAUGCCUUUUCAGAAUAAAACCAUGUCAUUGAACGGAAUUCGCUCAAAGCCCUGACAGCUGCAUGCCCCGCCCCCUGAAGUGGAUGAGAAGAGGAGUAGCCUCGGGUCGGCCGGACAUACAGGAAGAAGUUGAAUAAGUCUCAAAACAACGUCUUCAAAACAAAUCGACACCAGCUCGUCACUUUCCUGAAGUCUCGCUUCAGUCGCCUCGCUGACAUGUCGAGCAGGAAGCGCGGCGCUGUGUGUGCAGACCGCCGCUGAAGUGGAGACGCGCUACCCGGGAGGACGACUCCCCACGAAGAGAAGACGCCUUUCCAAAUGGAGACACCGGGACGCGUGUGAAACGUGCACCGAGUGAACAUGUCAGAGCACAGGUCCAGCUUCCUCCACAUCGGAGACAUCGUGUCUCUGUGCGCGGAGGGCUCGGUGAAUGGCUUCAUCAGCACUUUGGGGCUUGUUGAUGACAGGUGUGUGGUCCAGCCUGAUGCUGGAAACCUGGCCAACCCACCCAAAAAGUUCAGAGAUUGCCUCUUCAAGGUGUGUCCCAUGAACAGGUACUCGGCCCAGAAGCAAUUCCGGAAGGCAAAACAAGGAAAACAAGGAAACAACAACACACAGGGAGACCUGUUUAAGAAGUUACAGCAUGCAGCAGAACUGGAGCAGAAGCAGAAUGAGACUGAGAACAAGAAGCUCCUUGGAGAAGUUGUGAAAUACAGCAACGUCAUCCAGCUCCUGCACAUUAAGAGCAAUAAGUACCUGACGGUGAACAAGCGUCUUCCUGCUCUGCUUGAGAAGAACGCCAUGCGGGUUUCUUUGGACCCGGCCGGGAACGAGGGCUCCUGGUUCUACAUUCAGCCCUUCUGGAAGCUCCGCAGCGAAGGAGAUAACGUGGUGGUUGGAGACAAGGUGGUGCUGAUGCCGGUGAACGCCGGGCAGCCUCUUCAUGCCAGUAACAUCGAGCUGCUCGACAACCCCGGCUGCAAAGAGGUCAAUGCUGUGAACUGCAACACGAGCUGGAAGAUCACCUUGUUCAUGAAGUUUAGCGACUACCGCGAAGAUGUGCUGAAGGGGGGGGACGUGGUGAGGCUGUUUCAUGCCGAGCAGGAGAAGUUUCUGACCGGUGACGAGUACAAGAAGCAGCAGCACGUCUUCCUCAGGACCACGCUGCGGCAGUCUGCCACCUCCGCCACCAGCUCCAAGGCUCUCUGGGAGAUCGAGGUUGUGCACUAUGACCCCUGUAGAGGUGGAGCCGGUCAGUGGAACAGUCUCUUCCGCUUCAAACACCUGGCGACGGGGAAUUACCUCGCAGCAGAGGUGAACCCUGAAUUCAAAGACGGCUCGGUGGAGCCCAGAGGAGAGAAUGAGACGGAUACUUUGUUCUCCAAGAGGAAGCAUCAAGCAGCAGAGAAGAUUGCUUUCACCCUGGUCUCUGUUCCCCAUGGGAAUGACAUCGCCUCUCUGUUUGAGCUGGAUGCCACCACUCUGCAGCGUGCCGACUGUCUCGUGCCCAGAAACUCUUAUGUGAGAUUACGGCACCUGUGUACCAACACCUGGGUGACGAGCACCAACGUCCCCAUCGAUGCAGAGGAGGAACGUCCGGUGAUGCUCAAGAUUGGCACUUGUCCCACUAAAGAGGACAAAGAAGCUUUCGCCAUCGUAUCUGUUCCCCUGUCGGAGGUCAGAGACUUGGACUUUGCCAAUGAUGCCAGCAAGGUCCUGGAGUCCACUGUGAGGAAGCUUCAGUACGGCAACAUCGCUCAGAAUGAGAGGAGGUUUGUGACUAAGCUCCUGGAGGACCUUGUUUUCUUUGUUUGUAUGGUACCAAACAACGGGCAGGAUGUUUUGUCUGUGGUCACAGUCACACCCAACCGAGAGAGGCAGAAACUCAUGAGGGAACAGAACAUCCUUGCACAGAUCUUUGGCAUCCUGAAGGCUCCAUUCACAGAUAAGGGUGACGGUCCGAUGCUCAAGUUGGAGGAUUUGGGAGACCAACGAUACGCUCACUUCAAGUACAUGUUGAGACUCUGCUACAGGGUGCUACGCCACUCCCAACAGGACUAUCGCAAGAACCAGGAAUAUAUAGCCAAAAAGUUCACAAUCAUGCAGUCUCAGAUUGGCUAUGAGAUCCUUGCUGAGGACACGAUCACUGCCCUGCUGCACAACAACCGCAAGCUGCUGGAAAAACACAUCACAGCCAGAGAGAUUGAGACCUUCGUCAAUCUGCUGAGGCGCAACAGAGAGCCCAGAUUCCUGGAUUAUCUGUCUGAUCUCUGUGUGUCCAACAAGACUGCAAUCCCCGUCACACAGGAGCUUAUCUGUAAAUUUAUGCUGAACCCCACCAACGCAGAUAUCCUCAUCCAGACCAAACUAAUCCCGAACACAGAGACCACCCUGGUGUCCUCUCUGCUGCUGCUGGAGGAGGUGGAGGAGGAGGAGGUUUGGCUCUACUGGAUCGACAGCCACAAGGAGCCUCACGGCAAAUCCAUUCGCCACCUGGCCCAGGAUGCCAAGGGCAACCACAAGAUGGAUGUAGACAUCAUCACCUAUUACAGGGAUCAGUUGAACCUCUUUGCUAAAAUGUGUCUGGACCGUCAGUACCUCGCCAUCAACCAGAUCACUUGUCAGCUCCCUGUGGAUCUGAUCCUGCGCUGCAUGUUUGACGACUGCCUGCCCUACAACCUCCGAGCCUCCUUCUGCCGUCUCAUGCUGCACCUGCAUGUGGACCGUGACCCACAGGAGGCCGUGGUGCCUGUACGGUAUGCUCGCCUCUGGACCGAGAUCCCCUCCAAGAUCACCAUCCAUGAUUUUGAGUACGAGUCCACCGACACGUCAAGAGAAGAGAUGAAGAGGAAGUUUGCUCACACCAUGGAGUUUGUUGAAGAAUAUCUUAAAGAUGUGGUCAGCCAGCCUUUUCCAUUUGGAGAUAAACACAAGAAUGAACUCACGCUCGAGGUGGUGAAUCUGGCUCGUAACCUGGUGUACUUUGGUUUCUAUAGCUUCAGUGAGCUACUGCGCCUCACACGCACUCUGUUGGCCAUCCUGGAUAUUGUCCAGCACCCACUGACCUUCAUGAACAAGCUCGACAAGAGCCCAGAGACUGGCAACAAUGUCCUGCGUACGAUCCACGGAGUUGGCGAAAUGAUGACUCAGAUUAUGAUGAGUCGGGGUGUGCCGCACAGCCUCCCUGACACCUCUCCAUCCCUGCGCUACGGGAGAGGACACUUCCUGCCGGAUAAUGAGGAUGUCAUGGUGAUGGACACCAAACUGAAGAUCAUUGAGAUCCUGCAAUUCAUCCUCAGUGUGAGGUUAGAUUAUAGGAUCACAUAUCUGUUGUCCAUCUACAAGAAAGAGUUUGGGGACAAGACCAUAACUGACACCUCCGCCUCUGCGACUGAUUUCAUCCUAAUAACAACUCCGGAACCAGACAUAGAUGAGAUUGCAACCAAAGCAGAGAGCAUGUUUGCAGGGGGCUCAGAAUUAAGUGCAGUGGAGCUGGACGAUGAGGGGGGCAGGACUUUUUUGAGGGUUCUGAUCCAUCUCAUCAUGCAAGAUUACCCCCCACUGGUGUCCGGCUCGCUGCAGCUCAUCUUUAAACACUUCAGCCAGAGAGCCGAGGUCCUGCAGGCCUUCAAACAGGUCCAGUUAUUAGUGUCUGAGCAGGAUGUUGACAACUACAAGCAGAUCAAAGCCGACCUGGACCAGCUCCGUCUGACUGUUGAGAAGUCCGAGCUGUGGGUGGAGAAAAGUGGAGUCUACAGCAGCGAAGAUCUGGGGGUCAGGCAGGUCAAAGAACAAAACAUCGAGGAGGUUGUCCUGAGCCCAGUAGAGGAUGGAGAUAACAAACCUCAAAUUGACUGCAACAAAGCAAACAACUACACCAUCGUCAAGGAGAUCCUACUGAGACUCGGCAAGCUAUGUUAUCCGAGUAAGAAGAGUCGUGUGCAGCAGCAGAGGCUACUGAAGAACAUGGGGGCCCAUACAGUGGUACUGGACCUGCUGCAGAUCCCCUUUGAGAAGAGUGAUGAGAAGAUGAAUGUAGUCAUGACCCUGGCACACACGUUCCUGCAAAACUUCUGCAGAGGAAAUCACCAGAACCAAGUUCUGCUCCAUAAACAAUUGAACCUCUUCCUCACUCCAGGGUUGCUUGAAGCUGAGACGAUGCAUCACAUCUUUAUGAACAACUACCAGCUGUGCCAUGAGAUCAGCGACCGUGUGGUCCAUCACUUUGUCCACUGCAUUGAAACACACGGAAGGCACGUUCUGUACCUCAAGUUCCUGCAAACCAUUGUGAAAGCAGAUGGGAAGUAUGUGAAGAAAUGUCAGGACAAAGUCAUGACCGAGCUGGUGAACGGAGGCGAAGACGUGCUGGUGUUCUACAACGACCGCUCCUCGUUCUCAGUGUUGCUGCAGAUGAUGGGCUCCGAGCGAGAGCGGACGGAUGAGGAUGGAGCUCUGGCCUACCACAACACGCUGGUGGAGCUACUGGCUGCCUGCACCGAGGGCAAGAACGUCUACACCGAGCUGAAAUGCAACUCUCUGCUACCGCUGGACGACAUUGUCAAAGUUGUCACUGAUGUCCACUGUAUACCAGAGGUCAAAACUGCUUAUGUGAACUUUGUGAAUCACUGCUACGUGGACACCGAGGUGGAAAUGAAGGAGAUCUACACCUCCAACCAUAUCUGGAAGCUCUUUGACAACUUCCUGGUGGACAUGUCCAGUGUGUGCAACUCAACCACAGACCGUAACCAUGCAGAUUUGGCCCUGGAGAAGUAUGUGACAGAGACAGUGAUGGCCAUUGUCAAGGGAUUCUUCAGCUCACCUUUCUCUGUCAACCACUCCAACCUGCAGACAAACCAGUCUGUCUUCAUCAAGCUGCUUCAGUCUUCUUUCAGGAUCUACAACUGCACCUGGAUCAACGCGGCUCAGAAGGCUAAUAUAGAGAGCUGUAUCAAAGCGCUGGCUGACGUUGCUAAGGCACGGGCCAUAGCCAUCCCAGUGGACCUGGACAGUCAGGUCAACACUUUGUCCCUGAAGGUCCACAGCAACAUGGUGCAGCGAGCAGCCAAGGACUGGAGGAGCUCUGCCCGCAUACGACCCCGCAAGGAGAAUCUGGGUGGCCCCGACUACAAGAACAUCAUUGAGAAGCUCCAGGGGGUCGUGUCCCUUCUGGAGGAGCAGUUCAGUCCGAAGGUUCAGGCGGAGUUUUCCGUGCUGGUGGAUGUUCUUCAUAGCCCAGAGCUGCUGUUUCCAGAGGCAUGUCGGCUACGCUGUGAGAGUGGAGCUUUCAUGUCCAAACUGAUCAAACACACCAAGAAGCUGAUGGACAAAGAGGAGAAGCUGUGUAUCAAGAUCCUGCAAACACUCAGAGAGAUGAUGGACAAGAAGGAAUGCUUUCAGGAGGCUGGAAACGAGUUGAGAAAGAUCCUCCUCACUCGCUACUUUGGAAAUCAAAAGCUUCUCUCCAAGUCAGAGCUUGGGAGUGGAAACUGCUCAUCUGGCGGCUUUGUCAAGCCGUCAUCCGGAGGAGGUUCUCCCACGCAGGACUCUGACAAGCCAGGCAGUAGUGUGGUGGAGAUCCAGUGUCUCUUGGACAACGUUGGGGCAUCAGAGCUGGUGAUUGAUCUCAUCGUCAACACCAAGAAUGAUCGGGUGUUUGAGGAGAGCAUCCUGCUGGGCAUUGCCCUUCUCCAGGGCGGAAACACACAGAUACAGAACUCCUUCUAUAACCAACUGUACAAGCAGAAGAAGUCCGAGAGGUUCUUCAAAGUUUUUUACGACCGAAUGCGUUUGGCCCAGCAAGAGAUCAGAGCCACCGUGUCCGUCAACAUGUUUGAGCUCAGCUGCAGAAAAAGGGAUGAUGACACUGACGUCAGUAGCCUCAGGUUGAAGAAAGGGAAUGACUCGGGGCUCCAUAUGAGGGAGGACAUGCGAGGACAGCUGAAGGAGGCCUCCUCAGUCACCUCAAAGGCCUUCUGUGCCUUCAGGAAGGAGCUGGAUCCUGACCUCGAAGGUCAGAACAGUGAGAUAGUUGGGGCCGAAGAGGUUUUAGAAGAAACUCGGAUGAGCCAAGCCAUCACCAUCAUGAAACCAAUCCUACGUUACCUUCAGCUGCUCUGUGAGAACCACAAUGCAGACCUGCAGAACUUUCUGCGCAACCAGACCAACAAGACGAACUACAAUCUGGUGUGUGAGACUCUUCAGUUCUUGGACUGUAUUUGUGGAAGCACCACUGGAGGCCUCGGGCUACUGGGCUUUUACAUUAAUGAGAGUAAUGUGGACUUGGUUCGCCAAACCCUGGAAACUAUCACAGAGUACUCCCAAGGGCCCUGCCAUGAAAACCAGAGCUGUAUAGCCAAGCACGAGUCAAAUGGCAUUGACAUAAUUAUUGCACUGAUUGUCAACUCCAUCAACCCCCUGGGCAAGCAUCGACUGGACCUCGUGCUGGUGCUCAAGAACAAUGCCUCCAAGCUCUUAUUGGCUAUCAUGGAGAGUCGCCAUGACAGCGAGAACGCAGAGAAGAUUCUCUACAAGAUGAGACCCACCGAACUGGUGGAUGUAAUGAAGGAAGCCUACGCCCAGGGUCUGGAGAGUGAGGAGGACGAGGACAGUGUUGGAGACAAGAUAAAACCCCGAGAUGUUGGACACAACAUUUACAUUCUGGCCCACCAGCUGGCCCGACACAAUAAGAUCCUGCAGCAGAGCCUAAGGCCCGGUUUGGGGUUGGGUCUGGGUUCACUGGUGGACAAUGAGAAGGAUGACGCACUCCAUUACUAUGCCAAUCACACAGCUCAGAUAGAGAUUGUGCGUCACGACCGCACCAUGGAGCAGAUAGUGUUUCCGGUCCCUAACAUCUGCGAGUACAUCACGGAAGAGUCCAUGGUGCGCGUGUUCACCACCACCGAGAGAGACGACCAGGGAAGCAAGGUCAACGACUUCUUCCAGCAGUUUGAGAACCUCUACAACGAGAUGAGGUGGCAGAAGAAGAUCCGCAGAAAUAAGGCUCUGUUCUGGUUCUCACGACACAUCUCUCUCUGGGGGAGCAUCUCCUUCUACCUGGCCUGCCUGCUCAACAUCGCUGUGGCUGUAUUUUACCCCUUUGGUGAUGAUGGUGAUGAGGGCACCUUGUCCCCCUUCUGGAAUAUCUCGCUGUGGGUGGCGUUGGGGGUGUUCAGCGCACUACUUCCUGUCUUACCUAAGACGCCGGGCAUCUUGUUCUUCCUGGUCUCCCUCAUUCUACGUGCCAUCUACACUAUGGGCCUCGCUCCUGCUCUGCUGUUGCUGGGUGCUGUUAAUCUGUUCAACAAGUUAGUCUUUCUUGUAAGUUUUAUGGGCAACCAGGGGACGUUCACUCGAGGCUACAAAGCAGUUGUUAUGGACAUGCUCUUUCUCUACCAUGUGGGCUAUGCCAUCAUCUGCGUCCUAGGCCUCUUUGUGCACGAGUUCUUCUACAGCUUUUUGUUGUUUGACCUGGUGAUCCGAGAGGAGACGUUGCUCAACGUGAUAAAGAGCGUGACGAAAAAUGGCCGCUCUAUUAUUCUGACUGCCGUUCUGGCCAUCUUCCUCGUUUACUUCUUCUCUAUCAUUGGCUUCCUCUUCCUUAAGGACGACUUCCGAAUGGCGGUGGACCGCCUUCCUGCACCAGCCUGUCAGGGACAAAGGCCCUUUUGGAGACACUCUGGCCCAGGAAAAGGGGAUUUAUUGAGUAACAAUGGAGUUGCUGACACGUGUAUCAAAGAUAGCUGUCCUGUUUCAACACCUAAAAAUGUCCCCGACGAUGGCACAGAGCGGGUGUGUGACACUCUGCUCAUGUGUAUAGUCACGGUUUUGAACCAGGGACUACGCAAUGGAGGAGGUGUGGGAGACAUUCUCCGGAGACCCUCCAAAGAGGAGCCUCUGUUUGCGGCCCGAGUGGUUUACGACCUUUUGUUCUUCUUCAUCGUUAUCAUCAUCGUUCUUAACCUCAUCUUUGGUGUUAUCAUCGACACCUUCGCUGACUUGAGAAGUGAGAAACAAAGGAAGGAGGAGAUCCUGAAAACCACCUGUUUCAUCUGUGGGUUGGAGAGGGACAAAUUUGACAACAAGACGGUGUCCUUCGAGGAACACAUCAAAUCCGAGCACAACAUGUGGCAUUACCUCUACUUCCUGGUUCUGAUCAGGGUGAAGGAUCCGACUGAAUACACCGGUCCUGAGAGCUACGUGGCCCAGAUGAUUGGGGAGAAGAACUUGGAGUGGUUCCCCCGUAUGAGAGCCAUGUCGCUGUUGAGCAGCGAGGGAGACAACGAGCAGAAUGAGAUGCGCUCUUUGCAGGAUAAACUGGACGGCACUGUCACUCUGGUGGCUCAGCUGUCUGGCCAGCUGUCUGAGCUCAAAGAUCAGAUGACGGAGCAGAGGAAGAACAAGCAGCGGCUUGGAUUCCUGGGUCCUCCUCAGCCCAGCCAUCUCACCUCGGCCUCCUGAGCCACUCCAGCGCGACGCGGUGACGGGCAACUCGACUGCAGGCUUGCAGAAGAAACAAGCUAGACAUGCAGAAACACACAAACUACAGCCUUAAGAACAAUACAUAGGCAGACUUGCAAUUACUGAUAUCAAGAUGCAAGAGGUUUAGUGCCUUUUCUAUGACGCAAUCGCUGCGUUAUGGGAUUCAAACUGUGCCUUAUGUGCCCUCUCGGCCACUCUGAGUAUGCUUUACUUGAACACACCCUCAUGCAAAGGAACUCGGCUCUGUGAAUGAUUGGCCAUGCACGACACACAUUUGCCAGUGUGAUGUUAGUGUGCGAGACAGAGGUCGAGGGAGACGUUAAGGUGAGGUUCAUGUUUAAGUGCUGUCAAGUCUGCAGACGGUCACAUCUCGUUCCUUGACCGCCAUCAGCGCUGAUGUGUCGGAGAGCGGACGCAGAGGGCGGGAUUUGCAGUGUUUGAGAAAUUUGGGGGCGUUUGGCCAACAGGGAGAAGAUUCUCUCCUUUUACCUUUUUAGAUUUACGAUGGUAUUUAUGACAAAAUGUGCGGUUCAUAACUGGAGUAUUAUUUUGGUAUCAUGCUGCCUUACUCAUUAACUUUUCUAAACAGUACAUUGCAAACUGCUAAAAGUGCACUUUCUUUUUUCUUUAAGUGCAAAAAUGUAAGCCUGUAACUGGAAACAUUGGUUAGUCAGGGUAUUAUUUUUUCAUGCUUUAUGUUGUCUUUAAAAAUGCCUUUGCUGCACCUUUUCAGUUUUUAAAUAAAUUUAUACAGAGUAUAUAAAUAACAGAAAUGUGAAUAAACAAUAAUAAUUAAGUUUGCAGAACUUACUUGAAAUUUCUUUUAAGUCUAAAUCGUAUAUUGGUACAUAAUGUAGUGGCGAUGGUAAGAUUACAGUUCUGUGUUACAAUAUGAACAUCAUGUCUAUAGAGGUGCCAAUGCUGUAAUAUUGACUAUCUGCUUGUAUCAUCAUGUUUCUUAAACUUUAAUUUUUAUAAUUGUAAAUCAUAGUCUCUCAUGGACUGAAAUUGAUUGUUAAAUCUGACUUUGUGUUUUAAACUUGCACAAACUAAUGGCAGAUUAUAAGUGCAUGCACUCAAUGUUAACUGUCCUGUGACUCUUUCUGUUUAAACAGUGUAUAGAAAAUUGUGUUUUAUUUGAUCAGAUGUUGUAUUAAAUUUGUAACGAGU